AUGGCAGACCAACCUCCUCCUAGGCGCACACUUGGAGACGCAUCCAACAUAGUGGGUCCUAUGAACUUUAACAACAUAGCUUUGCCUGCAGACAAUGCAACCAAUAUGGUUAUGAACCCUGCUCUUAUUAAGCUUGUUCAGAGUAAUCAGUUUCACGAAAUGUUAAAUGAAAAUCCAUAUGAUCAAUUAACCACUUUUAGCGAGAUUUGGAACACCGUGAAGAUAAAUGGAGUCUCUGACGACAGGGUUAGACUCAAUCUGUUUCCUUUCUCUCUUGGAGGAAACGCCAAAGCGUGGUUGCAUUCGUUCGAGGAAGGCCUUCAUACUCAGUCUAAAAUGAUGUUAGAUGCUUCCGCUGGAGGCAACAUAAAUACCAAGACUGAAGAUGAGGCAUAUGAAUUGAUCGAGAGGAUGGCCAUGAGUAAAGUGGUACAUAGUGAGAGAGGCGCGCAGAAAGGAGGACUUUUGUAUCUCCUUGCUAAUGAUGCAAUGGCGGGCCAAAAUCAUCUCCUGACCCAGAAAUUGGACAAGCUAACAAAGAUCCUCGCUGAAUUUCCAAUAGGGGUAAGGAAUGUUUCCCAGACUCAACAACUUUGCAAUUUAUGUGGUGGCGACCAUAUCAAUGGUCAAUGUGCUUUCCCUGAGGAGUUGCAGCAGGAUGUUAACUACAUUGGAGCCCAGUUUCAGUACAAGCAAGGUGCUUUCAACCAAGGUAGCUCCAGCCAAGGUUGGAAGAACCACCCUAGUGUAGGGAAAAAUCAGAACAAUUCGUCUGGACCUAUAGGAGGCUUUCGGCAGCAACAACCAUCACCUUUAUGGCAGCAAGUGAGCAACUUGACUAAGACAGUCAGAGACCUUAGUCAUAGAUUUGAUAAAUUCUUCAAAGUCUAUGAGUGUCACCUAAAUAGUAACCAGGCCAGCUUCAUAUCAUCGGAGUCGCAGAUUGGCCAGCUGUCUAAAACGAUAGAAACCACCGAGAAGAAUCAGUUUAGGGCUAAUAAUGAUGUUAACUCUAAGGAUGAGUGCAAAGAUAUUCUUACAAGCCAUAAAAGGAAGGCAGAAGGGGAGCCAACUGAUUUUGAAAACAAUGAAAAAGGAAAGGAGGAGAUGAUGAGUGCUAAUGAAGUCAAUGAGAAAGGAAGCAGUGAAGAUGAAAUUGAACUCACUGAUGAAGAAGAGGAUCUUGAAGAAGACGUUAUUGAGCCAAAAAAGGAAGGAGUUGAAUUCACUGAAGAAGAAGAGGAGUUUGUAGUUCAACCUCAAAAGAUGAAGCAUCCACCUAAAGUGGAAGAUCCAGGAUGUUCAACAAUCUCAUGUGUUCUGAAUGAGUGUGAUGUAGGGGAAGCCAUGAUAGACUCUGGAGCUAGCAUUAAUAUAUUACCCAAGUAUUUCUUAACAAAGUUCAGAGGACUAGUGUUGAAACCAUCUAGUGUUAUUGUGACGAUAGCAGAUGGAUCCAUGGCAAAACCAAUUGGUAUGGUGGAGGAUGUUAUUGUGUGA
Messenger RNA from Vigna radiata var. radiata (mung bean), 1500 nucleotides. RefSeq lists its product as uncharacterized. NCBI's taxonomy places the organism in Eukaryota, Viridiplantae, Streptophyta, Magnoliopsida, Fabales, Fabaceae. The record is from RefSeq and is a predicted model, not a curated record. Bases 1 to 1500 code for a protein of 499 amino acids. The transcript has 2 exons.